Fonsecaea erecta is the source of this 2205-nucleotide messenger RNA. RefSeq lists its product as hypothetical. Lineage: Eukaryota; Fungi; Ascomycota; Eurotiomycetes; Chaetothyriales; Herpotrichiellaceae. Gene Ontology annotation, biological process: vesicle-mediated transport. The record is from RefSeq and is a predicted model, not a curated record. Gene Ontology annotation, molecular function: small GTPase binding; guanyl-nucleotide exchange factor activity; ubiquitin binding. Gene Ontology annotation, cellular component: cytosol; endocytic vesicle. The transcript has a single exon. The coding region runs from base 1 to 2205 and encodes 734 amino acids.
AUGGACGCCAGCAAGAAAGCCGUUUCGUCGGAAACUGCCUCGUCCGACCUGAUCGACCUGGAGCCAGAAGGUAGUGAGGUUGCUAGUGAAAACAAGGCCUUCCAGGAUGCAUUGUCAGGAAAAGGAAAAGGUCCAGAAUCAGAUGUGACAGACAGACUCCCAGAUCUCCGGAUUGGUGAAGUCGAACCUGAGACCAACCACGUCUCUCCGCCGAAAGUCCUUCCCGCGACGCCGCCUCCACCCGAACCGCCUGCUGCCAGUGAAAAGCCGUACCUCGAUCCUACGCCCAAAACCCCAGCGAUCUCAAGGCACCCGUCGAUGAGGACAUCAGGCGAGGAAUAUGACGAGAAAGACCCGGCUUAUAACCAGGAAUCUCAGGACAAUACUGUGGAAACGCCUUUCCAGAAGCCCAACAAUAAUGACCCUGAUGUGGAAUCCGCGUCAGAAAUCCAAAGUAUCAUAGAUCAAUUCGAUGAUGCCGCGGCGGCUCCCUCAAAGGAGUCAAUCAUGUCUCCUCGGCACGAAAUGGCCGGGCCAAUUCUGGGAUCGGGUGGCAGUUUUCCACCUAGAAGAUCCAGCCUCGAACAUCUACGAUCGAGAGAUAUGGACGCGCUAGCAUCACCGGUUAUACCCCAUCAUGCGGACAAGCCUUUGCCUUCGCCGCCUUCAGGUGUUCUCAAUCAUGAUUCAAGUCCUCUGAGAAGCCCUCCGAUAAGAAGCCCAGCUCAAGUCUCGUCGCCCUCGCUUCCGAUGCAGCCACCACCUCCCGAACCCGAGCCCGAACUGCCAUUUGAUUUUCAUCGAUUCCUGGAGCAGCUCCGGCAUAAAUCCGCCGACCCAGUUGCUAAAUUUCUACGCUCCUUCUUGACCGAGUUUGGGAAGAAGCAAUGGAUGGUCCAUGAACAGGUCAAAAUCAUAGGUGACUUUUUGGCCUUCAUCACCAACAAAAUGGCUCUUUGUGAGGUAUGGCGAGAAGUGUCGGAUAACGAGUUCGAUAAUGCCAAAGAGGGCAUGGAAAAGCUUGUGAUGAACAGACUAUACUCGCAAACGUUUUCUCCGGCAAUCCCGCCGUCUCCUCCGGUCGCGCGAUCACGGUCCAGGGGAAGAAGAAAAGAGCUGGAAAAAUCCCAGGUACCGGGGAGACGUGGUCAACACCAAGAAGAUGUCGAACGCGACGAGAUUCUCGCCCAGAAAAUUCGGAUAUACAGCUGGGUGCGAGAGGAGCAUCUCGAUAUAGCGCCCGUCGGACCGAACGGAGAGAGGUUCCUUCGAUUGGCCCAACAGGAACUCCUCAAGAUCAAGGGGUAUCGAGCGCCUAGAGACAAAGUCAUCUGCGUCUUGAAUUGCUGCAAAGUUAUUUUCGGCCUGCUGAAGAAUGCAAAGAGCUCCGACACUUCGGCGGAUUCCUUCGUGCCCCUCCUAAUUUACGUUGUCCUUCAAGCGAAUCCAGAGAACCUCGUGUCGAAUGUCCAAUACAUUCUCCGAUUCAGGAAUCAGGACAAGCUUGGGGGAGAGGCGGGUUACUACCUGUCCUCCCUGUCGGGGGCAAUUCAAUUUAUCGAAAGCCUAGAUCGGACGACCUUGACCGUUAGUGACGAGGAGUUUGAGCGCAACGUGGAGAAUGCUGUAGCAGCGAUCGCAGAGCAGAAUCGUCAGGCAGAACAAUUCAGCCCACUGGCCUCGAGCAUUGCCGAGAAAUCGUCACUCGCUGAGCCAGAGCUGACGCCACGGAAUUCGAUGGACGUGACGUCCACCAGCCCUAUACGACGAGAUCCCAAUCGGCAGUACAGCACCUCAGGAGACGGAUCCGAAGACAGUGUAGCAGGCCUUUUGCGGACGAUCCAAAAACCCCUCUCCACGAUUGGCCGGAUAUUCUCCGAUCAAGACUCAUCAUCUCAAGAACGCAGGCCGAGCCCAGCGCCUGGAGCGGCUCCGAGACUGAACCCGAACAUGUUCCAGCCGCCACCAGCUCAUGGCGGCGCAGCCCCAACAUAUGACGCCCAGGAAGCUGCAGCGAGACAGGCGAGCGCGGAAGCCGCGGAAGCUCGACGGAUCUCCCGAGCCGAACACAGGACUGUGGUCGAAACACUGUGCGGCAUGUUCCCUAACUUGGACAAGGAGGUGAUCGAUGACGUGGUGCGGCAGAAGGAGGGAAGAGUCGGACUCGCGGUUGAUGCAUGUUUGGCCCUGACAGCUGGGAGUUGA